CCUCUCUUCCUCCCAUCCAGUCUCUGUAACCCGCCCACUAGUUGGUUUCUGCUUAGUGUUAUGUGGUGAUAAGAGCAGAGAAGAAACGGCAAAGAAGGCCCUAAUCAGCCCUUUUCUCUCAAGAUCUGCACCUUCCAAUCCUGCAGUUUUACUCUCUUACGACUACCAUGCUCCGUCUGACUGCAGGGCGCCUGGGAAGCCUCGUGGGCAGGCGCGCGACAGCGGCCUUGACCACCAGCAGCGCGAGGAUGGCGAGCCACGGUCACGAGGUGGCAGGGAGUGUGGACAUGUCUCAGCCACUGUACUGGGACCGUCUGGACACCCCUCUGCCUGACAGAGCCUACAAAGAAGUCCUGACUGCUGCUGACAAGAGCCUGAAGCAGAAGGAGAAAGGACCCUGGAGCCAACUGAGCAAAGAGGAGAAGAUUGCUUUGUACCGGGUGACGUUCCGUCAGACCUACGCAGAGAUGAAGCAGCCGUCAGCAGAGUGGAAAACUGUCAUGGGCGGUGUCUUCUUCUUUCUGGGCUUCACUGGCCUGGUGGUCUGGUGGCAGGCAGCCUACGUCUACCCCGAGCGCCCCAGGACCUUUACUGACGAGUGGAAGGCCAAGCAGCUGAAGAGGAUGCUGGACAUGAGGAUCAACCCCAUCGAGGGCUUCUCGUCCAAGUGGGACUACGAGAAGGGCCAGUGGAAGUAAAGAGACUGCGGCGGAGGUGGCAUAGAGUCUGGACCCUUCAACCUCAGACCUCUGUGAAGCUGCUGCUGAAGUCAGGCUCAAUCUGAAUGUUGCAUUACAACUAUCAAAACCACUAGAAAGAAGGAUUUAUCCACUGUCCAUAUCUCUGGGGUCUUUUUUAUUCUGUGCCACCUGCGGCUCUCAGUCAGACCUUCUGUCACCGUCCUGUUGUAACCAUAUACUAAUAAUAAUAAUAAUAAAGUUUUGCUUAUGUCUCUCUCUGGCA
Dicentrarchus labrax (European seabass) is the source of this 963-nucleotide messenger RNA. Its product is annotated as cytochrome c oxidase subunit 4 isoform 2, mitochondrial. Gene Ontology annotation, biological process: mitochondrial electron transport, cytochrome c to oxygen. The record is from RefSeq and is a predicted model, not a curated record. The coding region runs from base 168 to 698 and encodes 176 amino acids. NCBI's taxonomy places the organism in Eukaryota, Metazoa, Chordata, Actinopteri, Moronidae. The transcript is spliced from 5 exons.